This is a messenger RNA of Vespa mandarinia (Asian giant hornet), 3441 nucleotides long. RefSeq names its product Collapsin Response Mediator Protein (gene CRMP). The record is from RefSeq and is a predicted model, not a curated record. Gene Ontology annotation, cellular component: cytosol; cytoplasm. Gene Ontology annotation, biological process: pyrimidine nucleobase catabolic process. Lineage: Eukaryota; Metazoa; Arthropoda; Insecta; Hymenoptera; Vespidae. Gene Ontology annotation, molecular function: dihydropyrimidinase activity.
GUCUAACGCACCGCAGUCGCAUUUCUGACUCGAGAGUACGAGCUUGUGUCGUUCUAACCUCUAACGUUACAAUUGACGCGGUGGUGAUAGAAAAUCUUUUUCUUUCACUUUUAUAAAUAUAAAGUAAAAACUUAAAUCUUUCUCUGUCUCGCUCUUUCUUUCUCUCGGUAUUUUUAGACACGAAGAGAAACACGUUUCUCUCAAAUACCGAUAUUACACCUGAGAAGAUGAGCACGCCGGUGAAGAAGGUGCCCAUCCACCUGCAGAGUGCGCAGAAUCGAUUAUUGAUCAAGAAUGGAAAAGUUGUUAACGAGGAUGGUAUAAUCGAUAGUGACGUUUACAUCGAGGAUGGGAUUAUUAGACAAAUGGGCCGCAAUCUCAUUAUACCGGGUGGUACAAGGACCAUCGAUGCACGUGGAAAAUACGUAAUGCCAGGUGGUAUAGACCCGCAUACUCAUUUUGAAUUGGAAUUAAUGGGUGCCAAAACAGUCGAUGAUUUUUAUCAAGGCACGAAAGCGGCAGUCGCCGGUGGUACGACGAUGAUUAUCGAUUUUGCCUUCCCUCAAAAGGAUGAAACUAUUCUCGAAGCUUAUGAGAGGUAUAGACAGAUUGCGGAUGAAAAGGUUUGCUGUGAUUAUGCUCUUCACGUGGCUGUUACAUCCUGGAGUCCAAAAAUAAAAGAAGAAAUGACGUUAUUGACGAAAGAACACGGCGUAAACAGUUUUAAAACGUUCAUGACUUAUUCUUUCAUGUUGAGGGAUAUUGAUUUAAUCGAAGUAUUCAAAGCUUGUAAAGAAUUGGGAGCAUUGGCUAUGGUUCAUGCCGAAAAUGGCGAUAUUAUUGCUGAGAAUAUUAAAAAAUUAUUAGCUGCUGGAGUGACCGGACCAGAAGGUCAUGAAAUGUCACGACCUGAAGAAGUUGAAGCGGAAGCAGUGACCAGAGCUUGUAUGAUAGCAAGUCAGGUGAAUAGUCCACUGUAUAUCUCAGCGGUGUCGAGCAAGUCAGCUGCCGAUGUUGUGUCCGCGAAAAGAACCGAAGGUGUCAUCGUCUUUGGAGAAACUCUAGCAAGUAAUGUGGGUAUCGAUGGUACUGAACAAUACGGAAAAGAUAUCGAAAAAGCAAGAAGUUUUGUAACUAGUCCACCUCUAAGGCCAGAUUCGACUACACCUGCAUAUCUAAUCGAACAUUUGGCUCAGGAUGGUCUUCAAUUAACUGGCAGUGAUAAUUGUACCUUCAAUACCGAACAAAAAGCUUUGGGUAAAGAUGACUUUUCCAAAAUACCAAAUGGAGUUAACGGAGUCGAGGAUAGAAUGUCCGUGGUAUGGGAAAAAGGAGUACACGCAGGAAUUAUGGAUCCUACGAGAUUUGUUGCAGUUACCAGUACAAACGCAGCGAAAAUAUUUAAUAUUUAUCCUAGAAAAGGAGUGAUAGCUGUAGGCUCUGACGCCGACAUCGUUGUUUGGGAUCCUAAUAGGAAACGUACGAUUUCAGCUCAGACUCAUGUACAAGCUGUUGAUUUUAAUAUUUUUGAGGGUAUGGAAGUUCAUGGUGUACCUGAAUACGUUAUCGUAAACGGUCGUGUAUGUGUGGACGAGUGUGAAUUAAAAGCCGUUCAUGGUUUUGGAAAGUUCGUAGAGACACCGACGUUCUGCAAUUAUGUAUACGACAUGAUAGAAGAACGUGAGAAGAGACCUAGAGGUGUACCACGAACGGAAGCAGAAGCAAAAAAGUAUGCCGAGGAGGAUGCUGCUAUUGCUAAAGCUAGAGAAGCAGCAAAGGCAGCAGCCGCAGCAGCUGCUUUGCAUAAUAAUCAAACAAACGGUACUCAUGAAAGUCCUAAACCGAAAUUAGCACCAGUCGAUUGUAUACCCACUUUACCUGACUCUGCAAUUAUGACGCCAUCAUCGAAAGGUCCUCGAUUAGAAGGACAAAGAAAUUUACAGGAUUCUACAUUCUCUAUCAGCGAGGACGUCGAAGAGGCACGAAGAGCUUGCAUUCGUGUCAACAAUCCACCUGGUGGACGUAGUGCGGGAGGUUUUUGGUAAUUUUGUAAAAGAAAGCAUACACACAGAAUUGCUUGGCGGAUGAUCAAAGAGACAGUCGAAUUGUCCUUUUUUUCCUUCUCCUCACUUAUACUUUUCUUUUUUUUUCAUAUACAUUAUCAUUACAACGUUCAGUCUGCUUUUAUAGGUUUUGCUAAUCACCAAAUAUUAAGCUAAGUUUAGUUGAUUUCAUUGGUAUUCUCAUCGAUUAAGGUCUGUUCCAUCUAAGGAGGAUUUGGAGGCCACUACCCAGUAGGUUGUAUACUACUUGUAUUCAUUCACAUACACACACAACAUAUAUAUAUAUAUAUACAUACAUAUAUAUAUAUAUAUAUCUUUCUACUUCUCGCUUCAUUAUCUCGCUUUUAUAAUCGCUUCAUUGUCAAGUUCCAUUGUCAUUCCAUUAUCGCUCCGUCGUCGUUUUGUCGUCGCUUCUCACAUUUUGACCUUGGAUUCUCUUAAUAUUCCAAAAAUACGUAGAAACAUGAUCUAUAAUUCAUGUGAACAAAAAAAUAGAUCUAUCUUCAAAAUUAUUCAUAUAUAAAUAUAUAAACUGUUGAUCAAAUGGAUGUAAAGGAAAAAAAACGACGAUUUAAAUCGUUUCAACUUCCAAGGUCAAUUUUUGAGCUUUACCUAUUAUUAUUUAUUAAAUAGAUUACAAAACAUUUAAAGGAACUUUUCUCUCUAUCUUAUUCUCUCUCUUUGCUGUAAUACAUAAUUUUAUAUCUAACGUGUAGAUGUUAUCUUACGCGCUUAGUCAUUUUUAUAUACAGUUGCAUUGUCCUCAGGAUAGGAAACAAGAUAUGGAAAAAUCAAAAAUUAUCGUAAUUUCGUUUGUUUUUUCUUUUUCUUUUUUCUUUUUUCUUUUUUCUUUUUUCUUUUAAAAUAAUUGAUACCUCUUAGAUCUCUAUUAACAUUUUACUUUUACCCAUGACAAUUACGUAUAUAUAUAUAUGUAUUCAUAUAUUGAAAGAUAUACGAAAAUUUUUGUUUCAUAGAUAUCAUCCUCGACAGCCAAAAAUAUGUUUUUCCAUAGGCAUUAAACUUUUUACCUCUUUAAAAAUGUGACUAAAGAAGGUGAUUGUUUAGAAUAUUACGAUCUUAAUCCUUCAUAUAAUUACAGAAACUGACAAAAAAAAAAAAAAAAAAAAAAAAAAAAGAGACAUUUUCUUUUGUUGCGAGAUAAAACGUAUGUACUUGCAUUAUUAUUAUUUGUAUGUAUGUAUAUGUCUGCAAAAUCAAUAAUGUUGGAGUUGUAAAUGUCUCACAUACAACAGUCACAAGUGUCUAAUGAUUGAUUGGUUUAUGAAGAGAUUUAAUAAUAUGUUUGUUUUAUAUUCGAAAUUUAUGUUAUAGUUGUAAUGUUAUGUCUUAUUACAGGUAAUGAUAAUAUAUUUGA